ACGAGCUCAACAAAGACCACAACGAGGCCAUACGUCGUCAGCCUCACCCCCUCGAACCAAUUCCCCGUCUACGCGCGCACAAAGGCCGCCGGCUCAUCCAAAUUCACCAUUGUUAAGAAGAUUGAGGGAAACAAGAAGGCGUUUGCACAGGACCUCGCCCGCGAGGCUGGCUUCGCCGAAGCAGAGGUCAAGCUGAACCCCAUCACAGGACAAGUUCAGGUCAAGGGCUUCCACGUCGAAAAGGUCAAGGAGUGGCUGACCACCGCAUUGGGAAACCCUGCGAAG
This is a messenger RNA of Colletotrichum acutatum, 285 nucleotides long. Its product is annotated as ribosomal protein L49/IMG2. The record is from RefSeq and is a predicted model, not a curated record. Gene Ontology annotation, cellular component: mitochondrial large ribosomal subunit; ribosome. NCBI's taxonomy places the organism in Eukaryota, Fungi, Ascomycota, Sordariomycetes, Glomerellales, Glomerellaceae. The transcript has 2 exons. Gene Ontology annotation, molecular function: structural constituent of ribosome. Gene Ontology annotation, biological process: translation. The annotation marks the transcript as partial.